Messenger RNA from Pestalotiopsis fici W106-1, 759 nucleotides. RefSeq lists its product as uncharacterized. The transcript has a single exon. NCBI's taxonomy places the organism in Eukaryota, Fungi, Ascomycota, Sordariomycetes, Amphisphaeriales, Sporocadaceae. The coding region runs from base 1 to 759 and encodes 252 amino acids. The record is from RefSeq and is a predicted model, not a curated record.
AUGUCUUACUCGUCUACCGAGGCCUAUGAGUGGUACGAGAACAAGGAGUACAAUAUCAGAAGGCAAACUCUGCCCAGAUUUGAGACAGACGAGCUUGGGAAACUCAUCGUUACACCUGGCGAGGUAUACUGUCGUGUUCACGUCGAUGACGAAACUGACAACCUCUGCCACAUCGACAAACGGUUCUUUAAUCGAAGCAACCUUUGUAAACACAUCAGAGUUGCACAUGGCCUAGAAAUCGCGCCUCAUCCCCUCGGCGCCUUGUCUGACCGCAGGGACCACGCGGCUUUUGCAUUCUAUUAUGGACUUCUUAAGCAAGCAGCUGGGAACAGCACAGUUAUUUCCACUUCAAAGGGGGGGAAUACGGCAGCCAAUUUCGCCGAAAAGCGUAUGGCCCACGAUAACAAUGAUGGCGAUCGGGAAAACAUGAGGGGAAUACCAAGCUAUGCUCCGGGCGUCCGGUGUGCGGGAUGCGAGGGCUCGUCUCGCCCAAGCCGGGCCUGCCCUACCACUGAGAGGGACGAAAGCUGCUUGAUAUGGGCAGCAUACGCCAAGUCUAUUGCCGGUCCCGCUGCGGCCCGCAUAGCUGCCCAAGAAGUUCGCCUUGCCUCUGAUUCCUCACACCAAGUAGGCCGUGUGCAUACAACAGAUCCAUAUCAUGCUGUUUAUGCUGAGAGGAGAGCAAAAGAUGUUGUUUCUGCUCGACAAUAUUAUCACCGAUUAAGUGAGAAACUGCGACCUGCCUCAAAAAAGCUCUAG